AUCGGAAGCUCACUAGUCGCCCAGGCGACAGCUACUCCCAUUCUCGACCCACAGGAAAUAGGUCCCUGCAGUCCCACCGCCCAGGAUCUGCAAGCCACGAGCCCACGAGUUUCGGUGCCCCUUUGGACUUUCGCAAUCAGAGAUGGCAUCACAGGCUGCGCCAUCGGGAACUGGGGAGCCUUGGUCUCAUCACCCGGCAUAUGCAAGAUACUGGCGUCAUUAUUAUCAAGCAAUGGCUUGGAUGCGAAGCCACCAGAUGGCUUAUUGGAAGGCCGUGGAGUCCUACGUCAGGUCCCCAUGGUACUGCACUCCCAAAGGUCAUCCCCAGGGCCCUUAUGCUGAGGAGGGCAGGUCUCCCCAGUCCUCCUGGGGCCAUUACUGGGCUUCCCAGAGCUCCUGCUGCAGGCAUGCACAUUCCCCAUGGCCUGAGCCGCACGGUCCUGACAGCGCGAGAGAAGUCCGGGCUUGGGCUGCGGAGGAAGAGGAGGAGGAAGAAGACGAGGAGGACACCGACUCAGAUGAGGGGGUGGAGUGCGACGUCAGCAACAUGGAGAUCACCGAGGAGCUGCGCCAGUACUUUGCGGAGACAGAGAGGCACAGGGAAGAGCGGCGGCGGCAGCAGCAGUUGGACGAACAGCGCCUGGAGGACUAUGUGAACGCUGACCACGACCUGUACUACAAGACAGCCCGCUCCAUGGAACCACCGUCCGAGAGGCCCGGUGAGCAGCGCCAGGCCGAGAUGAAGCGCCUGUACGGAGACAGCGCUGCCAAGAUCCAGGCCAUGGAGGCCGCCGUGCAGCUGAGCUUUAACAAGCACUUUGACCGAAAGCGGCCCAAAUACUGGCCGGUCAUUCCGCUGAAGUUCUGAGCCCUGGCUUCUGGGCUCCCUUCCUCUGGGGCUUGCUCCUCCUCCUGCUUCUGUGCAUUUUCUUGGGGAAACGGGAAUUUAUACUGAGACGUUCACCAAAGUGCCAGGGGGCCCGUCAUGGGGGUAAUAUAAUCAGCCAGGCAUUUUUCAGCAUCAGGGUGUGUACUGUAGUCUACCUGCAAGAUUUUCUUUUGACAUAAAAUGAUCAUUUCAUAUGCAUAACACUUACAGUUCUUUGAAGUUCUCAGAGAUACUGUUUAGUUGUUUAUGUCUUUUUAUGCCUUCUUCUGUAUUUAACCCAACUUAAAUGCCUUAAAUGUGUCAACUGUGGUCUCCUACUGGCACUCCAUUUGCCCCUGCUGACACUGACCCAAACGUGCAGCCAGACGAUGACCACUCUUCUCCCACGCAGAGGUCAGCAUGCAGGUUCUGCAAAGGGCCAGAGAGUUCGUAUUUUUUUGGCUUUUCAGAUCACACGUUCUGUCUCAUGACUACUCAAUUCUGCCCUUGCAGCCUGAAAGCAGCCAUAGACCAUAAGUAAACAAGUGGGUAUGGCUGUGUUCCAAUAAAACUUUAUUGAUAAAAACAGGCCAUGGGCCAGAUUUGGCCUAUGGCCAGUAGUUUGUGGACCGGUGCUCUAGUGAAUGAAAUGGCCUGUCUCACAUUGUUCUUGUUCUCUUUACAGAGUUUUCAUGUCACACAGAACUGAGGGCAAAAAAAAAAACAGUCAUUCCCAAACCUGCUCCCCUCUGCAGUCUCCUCUGUUGCCAAAAAGGUAUUAUUGAACUCUUACUUUGUAUAGCAGAUAUCAUUUUGGAAAGAGAACGCAUUUCUGAGAAUGAAAAUUUAAAGAUUGAUAGAACGGUCCAUUUUAAAAAAAAAGCCAGCUGCCUUUUAAAUAAGUUAUUACGGUGUGUUGCCAGGGUGAGCCUUGUUGACCUGAGAAGAUUAGCACAUCCAUCAAAGGUUGGUGGAAAGAUUUAGUAUUGACAUGUUUUUCCCUGAGAACACUUAGCUCCACAUUUCAGCCCCUGCCCUGUGACAAAUGCAUUACUUUCAUCAGCCCCAGGUGCUUGUUUUUCCAAGCCCUUGUUUUAUUACUGGAGUUGCAAUUUGAGCUUGGGUAUUGCAGACCAAAAUCAGUAUUAAUUUCCCCUGAGGUGACACAUGACUAAAAUUUCAAGUCUUUAGUAGUCCUCUCUAUUUUUUUUUAAUUUUAAACUCAUACGCCUCAAUGGGAAUAUAGAUGUGACUCAGGCACAGAUACAAACUAGUUAUAUUUGCAGCAGGUCCUUAGCUGUUUGACAGUGCAAUGGACCUCUUUACAAAGAACUCUCCUACCUUUCCCCCGAAGAAGGCGCCAUGCCGGUGCCACCCCUGCUGGAAUUGUGGCUGUGAACUUGGAGUUCCUUUCACCUCUCAGUGCUUCCUGUUCCUCACUCUUCAAGUGGGUCUUACUGAUUCCCCCACAUGGAGUCCUUGUGAGGACCACGUUGAGUCAGCGCCUGUAAAACAUAGUGCUGGCUGCACAGUAAAUACUCAACACAUGUUGAUACUUACUUAUUCCCUGUCUUUAAAAAUUACCAAAGAGAGCUGUGGAAGUCCUGGGUAUGGAACUUCUCCCAAAUACGGAGAAAUGUUUCCCUGUCAGCCUUUCGAAGGGAUGCACUGGCUUAAAUCUCAUUCCCACCUGCCCUUCUUCCCAAAUGCCUCGUAGAUAAAGUGUGAUGGGAAGACCUAUGGCUUAUUUAUUCAUUUAUUCAGCAAAUACUUGAGUCCUUCCAGAUAGCUAAACCAUAGUCUCUUCCCUCAGGGCACUUGCAUUCUAGGAGAGGCAGACAGGUGUGUAAAGAUAGCGAUGGCAUGUGUGCAGUGCACGCAUGCGCAGGAACUACAAGAAUGUAGGAUGAGGGUGGGGCUUCUCGGUCUCAGCACUGUUGAUGUUUGGGACCCAUCAUUCUUUGUUGUUCUUAAAAAAUACAUACUAUGGACAUAUAUAUGUACUAAAGUCAAGAGACUUGCAUGCAAAUAAUUCAUACACACCAGUUUCAGAACUACCCACCAAUAGUGGGUAGUUCUGAGCGGGGAAGGGGUUGGAGUGCCAUUCAAAAGUGGCUUUUCUGUCUCUAAUGUUUAUUGUUUUUCUCACUUCAUUUCUAGGGGUAAUUGUUACAUGAAAUGUUUAUUUGUCAAAUGCUUAUAUAAGGCUUACUGUGGGCCACAUACUCUUCUAGUUGCUUUUGAAAUAUUCAUUUCCUUAGCAACCAACCUAGGACCGACCUGUGAAGUAGCUAUUAUAGGUUCACAGCCGUUUUCCAAACCAUGAGAUCAGGCAUGUUCCGGAAUGCAGAUAUUGUUGUACUUUAAGUUCCGUUCAGGUCAGGUUUUGCCAUCAGAUCCUUACAGUUAAGUCAGGUUAGGCUGUCAGACAAAUCAUUUAAAAAAAAAAAACAACAACGAAAAAAUAACUUCUAGUUUCCAGAGCUUUGGGGAUUUCAGAAAAGGGGUGAAGAAAUAUGAUUGUUUUUAUAGAUGAGGAACCUGAAGCACAGAGAAAGUAACCCACUGAACCAGGCUCACCUUCAGUGGUGGAAGUGGGUGUCAAACGCAGAUAUUCUGACUCCUAAACUCCCCACUUUUUGCUGCUUUGCCCUGCUGACCUCAGCCUCUACAACCAUACUGUCAGUACGUGGAAGGCACACUGUUUCCAAGCAUUGCGAAGAGUCUGGAGCCACUUACAGCCCUCAGCAGGAUUCCAGUACAUUCCAUGCUGGAGCGUGGGGUUAGGUUCUAGUCCUAGCUCUGCUUGAGAAUGUCUGACUCUGGAUAAUGCAUUUGUACUUUUUGUCUGAAUUUAAGAACUGAGGCUAUAGCAACAAGAGGAAAAGGGAUACACUUGAGAUAUUGAGGAAGUAGAUGUUCUGUGGCUUAGCAAUUUGCGGCAGGUAAGGAAAAAAUCUAGGAUGGCUCAAGUUUCUGUCUUGGAUGGUGGUUCUAGCUAUUCAGGUAAAGAAACCAAUAGGAAACCAGUUUGGGAAGAAGCGUAACUAAUUCUAUGUGGGACACUGAGUUUGAAAGGCUCACAGACAUCCAGUGACAUCUUGUCAGUCAUUGGAUAUUUGGGUUUGGGACUCAGUGUAGAUGGUCUGCAUGCAUAACCCAUGGACACAGACAACAGUGUGGCCAUGGCCA
Messenger RNA from Phyllostomus hastatus (greater spear-nosed bat), 4060 nucleotides. RefSeq names its product gem nuclear organelle associated protein 8 (gene GEMIN8). Gene Ontology annotation, biological process: spliceosomal snRNP assembly. The transcript has 4 exons. The record is from RefSeq and is a predicted model, not a curated record. Bases 143 to 868 code for a protein of 241 amino acids. NCBI's taxonomy places the organism in Eukaryota, Metazoa, Chordata, Mammalia, Chiroptera, Phyllostomidae. Gene Ontology annotation, cellular component: SMN complex.